Molecule: messenger RNA, 2386 nt
Organism: Apaloderma vittatum (bar-tailed trogon)
Lineage: Eukaryota; Metazoa; Chordata; Aves; Trogoniformes; Trogonidae
Gene: RADX
Product: chromosome unknown open reading frame, human CXorf57
Exons: 16
Biological process (GO): regulation of DNA repair
Cellular component (GO): replication fork
Molecular function (GO): single-stranded DNA binding
Source: RefSeq, a predicted model, not a curated record
GGCGAGAGGAAGCACUACCUGCCGCUGUGGAACAAUGAGGAUCCCUACGGAGACGUGUGGGUCGCGGAAAAGCCCCGGAUGCAGGUGGACGUCGACGUCUCCAAGCUGACAUCUCUUGGUCAGCUGGAAAUGACCUGGAGAAGCAGACUUCACUUCCAUCCACUUCUUGUGAGAGUCCUGCACAAGUCUAGACUAAGGUACUACGGGAAACCAGAGAAAAAAAUGGAUAUGCCCUAUCAGGCGUACUUUGAGGUUGCUGAUGGUUCAGGCAUGAUGUCAAUGGUUUUGUGGAAUUCAUUAUGUCCUGAAUGGUAUAACAGUAUAAAGGUUGGCACAGUACUACUUCUUGAACAGUACGCUAUCAAAACCAGUUACCCAUUUAAAACACAGCCAACCCCAGGGGAUUCACAGAUGAAGAGAUUUGCUACAAUUGAAAUCAGCCUUAAUGUCCGAGACCCUCCCACUAAAAUAAGUAUUAUUGCAGAAGAAAUGGUUAAGCCAGAGUGGGGAUUACCUGAAGUUAAAUACCGAUUUAUCACAAGAUCAGAACUGGAUGACUUACCAAACAAUCAUUGCUGUGAUGUCAUUGGUCUUGUGACAUUUGUAGGAAGGGCUGAACGAGCACGAAAGAGAGAACGUGGUGAAGACUUCUGGCUCUAUCGCUGGGCACAUGCCAUUGAUGGGACCUCAGACCAACCUUUCAUACUGGAAUUAUUUGCAACUUCUCAGCCAGAUGUGUUUGAGCGUAUUCACCCAAUGACGUACUUGGUGUGUACACAGAUGAGAGUGGUACGGGACAUCACUGAGAAUUCUUCCAGCACAAUUUACCUUACAACUUCAAAUGAAAGUCAAAUAUUCAUUACAGGGUGGCACAAGGGCCAGCCAUACACCAAGGAUGCCAAAGUGAAAAACUUCAUUCAGUGGACUAAAACACAAAGAGAAGCUGAUCAAAUCAAGAAAACUGUCAUUGGUGGCUAUUACCCUUUUCCGCGACCUCCAGAUAACUUUUUGAAAUAUUGUAAAAACAAUAAAGUUGAAUCGGUUUUGAAAACCGUAAGUGAGACAGAGAAGGAGAUUGAAGACUUGCACUACAGAGAACACAAGCGCAUUGCUGUUCAGGGAAUAAUUAGUGUCAUAAGGUACAUUCGCAGUAGCAAUGCCGCCGAAAAAGACUCAGGGGUGGAACUUGUUCAGAAAGAUACAUCUCAGUCUCUUGAAAGUUCUGCUAUGGCCAAAGAAGACUGUGUUCACAAGGGAAAAAACACCAACCUUCAAAAUAAAGAAGUGAAGUCUUCUCUGGGGCUGCAUUGCACACCUGGGGAACAACAUCAGCACCAAGAUCCACUGUCAAAAAGGAACUCUUUCAAGAGGAUACCAUGGAGAUUAAACACAAAACAGGGAAGUGCAUCUGUUAUUCCUCCAUCAUCUUACCAUUAUUUCACACGGUCUACAAGAAGAAAAUUUGGCUUGGAUGAAUUUGAACGUGAAGAUUUUAUGCAAGAUAAACGUGAACAGGCUGUAUCAGACAGUUUACAGAACUGCACAGACCAAGAAGGAAUGAUUGAUAUAUCUGAAACUGAAGAGACCGGAAGAACUUAUGAUUCAUGGCACAGUGACCUGUGGACACAAGUGAAAGACAAGUUAAUGAAAUAUUUGCAUCACAGCACAAUUUUCCCAGAAAGCGUCCCACGUAAAUUUGAUUAUGUGCACAAAGACUUACUGAUGCAACAGUACAACCUUCAUGCAGCAGUGCACCAGCCAAAAGAAACCAGAACAGAUAAAAGUAUCAAUGAGUUUAAAAGUGCUAGUGGCCUUGGCUAUUAUGAAGUGACAGUUCUGGGUAUAAACCACGAUGUAGCAAUAGAUGUCGCAUUUCUUCCACUGUUUUGUCCUGAAGAUCCCCACUUAUUCCAACUAGAAGACAUUCAAAAUGAUACAUUAUUGUCUUGUAUGAGUUGCAUCUCUUCGUGUCAGCAGGAGACCACUAGCAGUGGAAGGCUUUGUGACAUGUUUCCACUGUCAGAUGAAAUUGUAAAAGCAGCGAUGGAUCUAGAUGGCAAGCAUGUUGUCUGCAUCUUGGACAUCUGUCACUUGGGUGAUGAUAAGGUGGAAGUCUUUCUGAGCAAAAUCUACACGACAGUGGAGCCUGGUUUGCUGGAUCCAGUUGCUCAGGGCCUUGUGGCCAUUCCGACAUCUGCUAAUCUUCAAGCCUGCAAUGCAGAUACCCGGUUCACCAUCACAAAACCACCGUGGAUAGCACUGAUUGAAAGAGGCGGUUGCAGUUUUGCUGAAAAAAUUGACGUGGCAGCCAGAAGGGGUGCGACUGCGGCUGUGAUCUACAAUGCGUGGGACAUGGGCAAGGGCACCGUCCUCAUGUCGCAUACUG